GACCUGAGCCGAAGGCAGACGCUUAACCAUCUGAGCCACCCAGGCGCCCUGUUAUAUGUUUAUUUUAAUGGGCUAUAAGUACUAAGCUUAUAUUUGUUGUUGGAAUUUUUUUCUUCUACCUAUUAUAUGAUACUAGCUAUAUUAAAAGAUAAAAGACUGCAAUUGCUUACUGUAGGAAUUGUUCAUGUUCUGCAACAAUGUGCGCAUAUGUUUAAUAACCCUUCGCCUUGAUUGAAGGUGGUUGUUGUGGUUGUUUACAGUGUGUAAAAUGGCAGUUUAUUUUAACACAUUGCUUGAAUUGGAUAUACUAUGGUACUUUCAUAGUAUUCAUAGUUAGCUCUCUUAUUUUUGGCUGUGUCCUUCAGCUUCCACCUGAGGUACCUUGAUAAUAAAGAAUAGUUAAAAGAACAAAAACACACCGUUUAAGCAGGUUGUACUGUGAAAACUUUCUGCCUGGCCUCUGGUUUAUAAUAGGUAAGGUAGACUGGAAGCCUGUAUGAUUGCUCUUAAAAAUGUGGAUAUAAUUUGUUUGAGUCAAUCUGCACAUUUCAACUAGACAGCAUAUUUUUAAAUGGUUGUUGGAUCCACAUGCAGGUUACUGAGGAAUUUGCAGAAUUUCUUGAUGGGACAGCUUUAAGAGUAGGUUAAGUAUAGGGUAGUGGAACAGGACAGAUAACGCCCCUUCUCAGUAUUUUAUUUUUCUGUUUGCAAUUUUCAAUUCAGUUUCCAAAUUCUGAAUAGUUUUAUGUGUGUCUUUGAAAAAAAAGUUGAAGUUAUCAUUUUGUAAUGAAGACAAGUCAAAGGUAGAAAAGGAUAAUCUAGCAUUUGUCCAUAAAGGGCUUAUUGUACCUUGAUAUCUAAUGCACAGUUUAGUGAAAAUGGUACUUGGUACUAGGUUUUGAAAAAUGAAGUUACUUAAAUAUGGCAAAUAUUCACAUGACCAUUUUGUGUGCAUGAAGACUUAACUACCAGUUCUUAGAAUGGUGGGCCUUUUUUUUUGGUAUUACAAUAAAAAUAAUUCUGAAGAAUUAAAAGUUUAUUUUAUGCUUUGUAGUUUAUUCUUCAGGUUAAGUUUACUGACAGUUAUUGAUUAACCUUUUUGAUGUCUCCAAAUUGUUUUUGGAGGUUAAAAUGGUAAUAACAACUUUGUAACUAGGUGUUACAGGGGAGUUAAGAGGACUGUUUCUUUACCUUGAAUGAUUCCAUGAAGAAAUUUAUGCAGAUUCAGGUUUCUUUGGUAUCAAAACUGAAGGAUGGCAACAAAGGAGGUGUUAGGUAUUUAUGACACCUUAGAUAAUUAAAAAGCAAGACUUUUAAAAAAAUAAAUCCUAAUAUCUUUUGAAAAGAUACUUUUGCAUCUUAAUGUUUUGUUACCAAACCAAAAGGAAAUUUUCAUUUUUCCAGUGAGUUGCUAUGCCAGAACUGAAAUUUAAACUUUAAAAUUUAGGAUGUUACUAAGUUGCCUUGUUUACAUUAAUUCCUAAGAAGUGGCAAUUUUCAGCACUGUUGAACAAUUUUCAGCUGUUUAUAAGGGAAGACUUGGACAUCGAGUGUACACAUAUUUGCACCAUAAUAUUUUUAUCAUGUACUAGAAAGUAAGCAUUUAAGAAUAAAUCUUGGAUUUUAAUAUAAGACUGGGAUUUCUAUACUUAACAAAAUUAAAGGUUUAACUGUCACAGAAUGCAAAGCAUUCUGAAAUGUAUGUAUAACAUGAACUAUGGUGAUAUUCAUAGAUACUGUUCCAUCAACUGCUGUUAAACAGUAGCAUAAACAAAUGUUAUACCACGGGAUCAAUUUUAUAGAAGGGAAAGCCAAGAGAGAGGGGAAGAUACUCUUUUCAGCUUAAUGAACCAGCCUGUGUGAUUCUUCAGUUACAAGCAAAUUAGCUAUUACUUUUUUUACUGAAUAUGCUGCUUUUACAGUUUCAAUGAAUGAAAAAGCCUAAAUUGCUGUGCCUGCUCUAGGCAUUUGUCCAGGAAUUUAGAGGGUAUCAGAGAUGUGGUGAAAGACUUAUUGUAGGUAGCUAAAUGGGAAAGGUUGAUAUUGAACAGAAAGGUAGCUGUAUAUUUCAGUUUUGUUUGCAUCUGAAAAAUAAAUAGGCCUAGGCCUAGCAGCAUUAGUACAGUUCUUGAUAAAUAAAUCUGUUGGCAUUAAACUGAAAGUAAAGGGAAAGUCUUAAGAAAGCUGUGUGGUAGGUAGUCUUGUGGCAUAAAUGAAAAUCGGUGUGAAGUUGGGGUGAUUAGUUACUCUAAUAAUCAAGGCUCGGAUGGACAGAGAAACUGAACUGUCCGUCCUGCUUUGGUCAUAAGUGCCUCAUAUAUCUGUCAAAUUUAAAAAAGUCUCUUAAUCAGUUUUAAAUCAUUUGAUUUGGAGAGUUCUGAUUUAUAUCCGACUUUUUCAGAAGCCAGUUUUCUGUUACAGGAUAUAGUCACUGAAGGAAGUAUAUGUAUGCAGAACUGCAUAAAAUAUGCAAAACUAUGAAUAAAUUGGUGGGAUCAAAAAAUAAAGACCCAUGAUACUAAUUUUGUAACUUUUUGUACAUUAUACUUCAUGGAUAAUAUAGAAUAUUAAAAUGGCAUGGUUGCAAAAUUACAAGUAUUAGUAAUUUACAAGCCAAAGGGGAAAUUUUAAGAAUUUCAUGCCCUCUUUUCCCCUUAGUUUUUUCUUUAUGUUGCUUUUACAUUAGAACAUAUGUUUCUGAUUAAGUUGGAAUGUGCAAAGAUAGUGGUCAAACAUACUUGGGAGAAGAUGUUAGUAAUUUCACUAAUUUAAUUUUUUUACUUCUUUGAACCUCAGCAUGUGUCCUGUAAUAUGUGAGUUUAGGUAGGUGUAUACAAAUUUCAGCCUAGAAUGCUUUGCUUUAACUGUACGUUGGUAUCUUAGCAUGGCUUAAUGAAAGCUUAUUUUAAGAUGACUAAGAAUCUUCAAGUUAUAAGCUAGGUUGGGGGGGCUACAGUUAGAUUUAUGUUGGGUGUUAAGUAUUUAUAUUAAAAUUGUUCACGUUUUAGGAACUAGGAUGAAACAUGAAAGGGGAGGAGGGUGAAGAAUAUGGUAAAAACAUUUAGAGAAAUUCAGUAAAUUCUCUUUGUUAGAAGCUAGACUUUGGACAAUUUUAAAGAUUAUAAAAUUGUUUUUUAAUAAACUAGUUAUUUGCACUUUACCUGCUGGCUUUUCCAUUUGGUAGAUAACAUUCUGAACUCCAGCAGAGUUUUAUAAACCCCACGUGCUUAAAUAUACUAAAUGUUCUUUUUCCAUUAAGGUUAAUGUUCGUGAAGAAAUUGAAGAGUUUUUUCCAAGAAUGUGGAAGAUAAAUCAAGAUAAAAGAAGGCUAAUGAAAAGUAUUAAAGAUCAGAAAAUUAAAAUUGAAUGGGGGAAAAAAUUGAACAGAAGAUUGGUCAGAUAGAAGCACUUGAAUAUUUUUUUUAAGGCUAUUUUGAAUUGUUUGAAUUGGGGAAGAAUACACGAAGUAUGAAAAAUGAAAAACUCAAUGAAGAAUGAAGAGAAGUAGAAAGCAAGAGUGAAGUAGAAUUAAAAGAAUCUGGAAGAAUGAAUGGGUCCUAGGUUAAGUAAAUGAGUCUCGCUCUCAGUCAAAAUCUCCAACGGGAACUCCUGCUCGUGUAAAAUCGGAGAGCAGGUCAGGAUCUCGUAGUCCAUCAAGGGUUUCCAAACACUCAGAAUCCCAUUCUCGAUCAAGAUCAAAAUCCAGGUCGAGGUCGAGGAGGCAUUCUCAUAGACGUUACACUCGAUCCAGAUCCCAUUCUCACUCUCAUAGGAGACGAUCUCGAAGUAGGUCAUAUACACCAGAAUACCGGCGUCGAAGAAGCCGAAGUCAUUCUCCAAUGUCUAACCGGAGAAGACAUACAGGCAGCAGGGCAAAUCCAGAUCCCAACACUUGUCUUGGAGUGUUUGGCCUCAGUUUAUACACAACUGAGAGAGAUCUUCGUGAAGUAUUUUCUCGAUACGGACCAUUGAGUGGUGUCAAUGUGGUUUAUGAUCAGCGAACUGGACGAUCACGAGGAUUUGCUUUUGUUUAUUUUGAAAGAAUAGAUGACUCAAAGGAGGCUAUGGAAAGGGCAAAUGGAAUGGAGCUGGAUGGUAGAAGAAUUCGAGUGGAUUAUUCUAUUACCAAGAGAGCUCACACACCUACACCCGGAAUCUACAUGGGCAGACCAACUCAUAGUGGUGGUGGUGGAGGUGGAGGCGGUGGUGGAGGUGGAGGCGGUGGCCGGCGUCGAGAUUCUUACUAUGAUAGAGGAUAUGAUCGUGGGUAUGACAGAUAUGAAGACUAUGAUUACCGGUACAGAAGAAGAUCACCUUCUCCUUACUAUAGUCGGUACAGGUCACGAUCGAGAUCUCGUUCCUACAGCCCAAGACGCUAUUGAUAUACAGAAUGGUUGCAGAUGAGGACAUCUUUUUCUGUGUGUGUGUGUGUGUGUGUGUGUGUGUGUGUGUGUGUGUUGAUUUGGGGUUUGUUUGUUUUGGUUUGGUUUUGGUUUGGUUUUUGUUUAAUUCUGGAUUUCCCCAAGCUUCUAAUCCUUCUUACUUCUUAAAAAGAACCCUUAAAAAAAACUUCGUUUAUUCACCAUCUACACUAUGUCAGUUGUAUUGCUGUUUCCACCCCUUUUAGUAUGCUCUUAAAGAUGUAAUUGUUGUCAUUUGAGUAGUUAAACAUCUUAAGUAAAAAAAGGAACUCCCAGUGUUAGGCUUUGUAAAUGAUUUUUUUCUUUUUUUUUUUUUUUUUUUACUUUUUUUCUUUUUUUGCUUUGUUUUUACAGAAAAUUAACUCCUGGCUAAUCAAAUGAGAAAAGAAAUGAUCUUUUUAAAGCUUUUGUGUUAAAUAUUAGAUAUUGUACUAGAGACCUCCAUUUACAACAAACUCCUUUUUUAACUUUCUUUUGGGGAAGGUAGUAACACAUAAAGUAGUUCAGUCAUGUCAAGUUUGUCUGGGGUGGCAUGGAGCAGUCAAAUAGUUGGGUGUAGAAAAUUUGAAGCUAUAGAAGAAAACACUUGGUCAUUUCUUUUGAAGAACGAAAUUUUUGAACCCUAAAAAUUACGUCAUUUUUUUAGAGAUGAAAAGCUUGUGGACUCCUACAAAAUAUGUUGUAUUUAAAAUACAUCUGUUAAAACUUACAGUGUGAUUUUUGUGUUGAAUUUAUUGAAAUUUAAGUAUUCCCUUAAUCAGUGAAGGACAACUCUUAUUUAUUACUUAGAGCAAUUAUAUACUUUCCUGUUAGAAAUUUUGCUGUUGGGACAAUGGUUAAGCAGGCUGUUAUUGUAUAGUAUAGAGUCCUUAGAAGAUACGUGUGAGGAAAAGUAGUCUCAAAUAAAAGUUAAUUUCUUUGAAAA
Molecule: messenger RNA, 5346 nt
Organism: Callorhinus ursinus (northern fur seal)
Lineage: Eukaryota; Metazoa; Chordata; Mammalia; Carnivora; Otariidae
Source: RefSeq, a predicted model, not a curated record